Molecule: messenger RNA, 866 nt
Organism: Cydia amplana
Lineage: Eukaryota; Metazoa; Arthropoda; Insecta; Lepidoptera; Tortricidae
Exons: 1
Coding region: 72-866 (264 amino acids)
Source: RefSeq, a predicted model, not a curated record
UUUAAUUACGGACAUUACGGCCAGUCGAGGGAAGUUUUUAGUUUGAUUCUAAAGUAGUCUCGGAACAGACUAUGGAGAAGUUAUCGUCUCACAUUUUGGAAGAUGACUUCAUCAAAAUAUUUGAACCAAUCCACUGGGUACAGUAUUUAGCGGGUUUCCAUCGGGUCAAAAUAGAACAUAAAUACGUUACAGCUCCAUCUCUAUACUAUCAGAUCUACAGCUCUGUUGUAUGGGCACUUAAUAUUAUAUUUGCCAUUUACUUUGAGUUAAACUGCGAGAUUAAACUUGAAGGUAUUUCAACCGUACAUACGUUGCAAAUUGGCGAGUUUAUCAUCGUAAUGAUAAAUGCCGUUAUUGCCUUUCGAAAUAACUUCAGCGACGGUACUUUGAAUAGCCAAAUUUAUGUAAAGUUGCAAAAAAUUGACCGUGUAGUCAAAAUGCACGCAGCAGUAAACUAUAAUCGGAAAAUGUAUUUAUUUUCUGCUUUAUUAGCUAUAGUUAUCCCCGUCUUUUGGUGCAUAGGCAUAUACAAAUUUAAUACAACAUUCAUGGUCAGCGUAUGCCCUUCGCUUUUCUUUGUCCAAUUUUCGACUGUGGCAUCGUAUAUGGAAAAUGUAUUAGCGGCAACAAUCCUAUUUCUCUUGGCGAACAGAUUAAACUAUGCCAAUGUUACUUUGGAAAAAGAAGCUAAGAGAUUAAGGGGUGCAAAUAUAUCGUUGGUGGCUUCCCAAUAUUAUCGCGACAAAGAACAGGACCAGGGCAAACUCGUAUUUGCUAUACAUUACAUUUUGGACUCUUGGGCGGAUUGCAUUCGAUUAUUCCAGUUUCAGGUAGGUAAAUAUCUAGAAGUAGGUAGUAUUUUGUAG